Messenger RNA from Pterocles gutturalis (yellow-throated sandgrouse), 892 nucleotides. RefSeq names its product nuclear receptor subfamily 4 group A member 2. The record is from RefSeq and is a predicted model, not a curated record. Gene Ontology annotation, cellular component: nucleus; transcription regulator complex. Gene Ontology annotation, molecular function: nuclear receptor activity; nuclear glucocorticoid receptor binding; RNA polymerase II cis-regulatory region sequence-specific DNA binding. Gene Ontology annotation, biological process: regulation of transcription by RNA polymerase II; central nervous system neuron differentiation; dopaminergic neuron differentiation. NCBI's taxonomy places the organism in Eukaryota, Metazoa, Chordata, Aves, Pterocliformes, Pteroclidae. The transcript has 3 exons. Bases 1 to 651 code for a protein of 216 amino acids.
AUGAAUUUCCAGUUCCAGGCUAACCCCGACUACCAGAUGAGCGGAGAUGACACCCAGCACAUCCAGCAGUUCUAUGAUCUCCUGACCGGCUCCAUGGAGAUCAUCCGAGGAUGGGCAGAAAAAAUUCCCGGCUUCACCGAUCUUCCCAAAACGGACCAGGACCUGCUCUUUGAGUCCGCUUUCCUGGAGCUCUUUGUGCUGCGGCUGGCGUACAGGUCAAACCCAGUGGAGGGCAAGCUUAUCUUCUGCAACGGGGUAGUCCUGCACCGGUUGCAGUGCGUCCGUGGCUUUGGGGAGUGGAUCGAUUCCAUUGUUGAAUUUUCCUCCAACUUGCAAAACAUGAACAUCGAUAUCUCUGCCUUCUCUUGCAUCGCUGCCCUGGCUAUGGUCACAGAGAGGCACGGGCUUAAAGAACCCAAGAGGGUGGAAGAACUUCAGAACAAGAUUGUGAAUUGUCUCAAAGACCAUGUGACAUUUAAUAAUGGGGGGCUGAAUCGCCCCAACUAUUUGUCCAAACUCUUGGGGAAGCUCCCCGAACUCCGCACGCUUUGCACGCAGGGGCUGCAGCGCAUUUUCUACCUGAAACUGGAAGAUUUGGUGCCACCGCCAGCAAUAAUCGACAAACUUUUUCUGGACACUUUACCUUUUUAAGACUCUUCCCGUGCACUUCUGCUGAACUGAAGAGAAGCUUCACCUGUCGGAAGGGGAUUUCGCCUGGGCCCAAAGCAACACCUCCGGGUGCCCGCUUCCCACCCCACCAGUGUUGCCACCCUCCUGCAGGCAGACCGCGAACGGGCAUUUUGGCUCUGGGACAUCAUGGAUGCAGAUCAUGGACUACAGAGAUACCAUGGUAUAAACUUUUUAUUAUCAGCUUAUAAAUGAAUUUAUUAUU